Messenger RNA from Truncatella angustata, 663 nucleotides. RefSeq names its product major facilitator superfamily domain-containing protein. NCBI's taxonomy places the organism in Eukaryota, Fungi, Ascomycota, Sordariomycetes, Amphisphaeriales, Sporocadaceae. Bases 1 to 663 code for a protein of 220 amino acids. Gene Ontology annotation, molecular function: sulfate transmembrane transporter activity. The record is from RefSeq and is a predicted model, not a curated record. Gene Ontology annotation, biological process: transmembrane transport. The transcript has a single exon. Gene Ontology annotation, cellular component: membrane.
AUGUUCUUUGCCCCACAGCUGGAUCGCGGCAAUAUCUCUCAAGCGCUGAGCGUCAACGUGUUGAAGGAUCUCGGUCUGAGUACGAACCAAUACAACUAUGGCUUGAUGAUCUUCUACCUUUGGUUCCUAUCAGCCGAGCUUCCAUCGCAGAUGGUCUCGAAGAAAUUUGGCCCCGACGUCUGGAAACCCAUCCAUGUGGUCAUCUGGAGUGUUGUCAGUAUCUGCCAGGCUUUCAUAUUUGGCGAGAAGAGCUUCUACACCACUCGAGCGCUGCUCGGUCUCAUCGAAGGCGGCUUUAUAUCCGACGCCAUCCUCUGCCUGCCAUACUUCUAUAGGAGCAAGGAGCUACCUAUGCGCAUGAGUUACUUCUACUGCUCGUCGCACUUUACCUAUAUCGUUGCUGCCUACCUGGAGUAUGGGGUCCUGCAUAUGCGGAACGUCCAAGGAUGGGAAGGUUGGAGGUGGCUCUUUGCUAUCGAAGGUGCCCUCACGGUAUUGGUCGGUGUCGCCUCAUGGUUUUACCUCCCACCGAGUCCCACGCAAACUGCAAAUUGGCAUAGAGGCAGAGAUGGCUGGUUCGACGAACGAGAAGAAAUAAUCAUGGUGAACUGGGUGCUCCGGGAUGAUCCGUCCAAGGUUCUUACAGUCUGUCGUCUGGUAUAA